Molecule: messenger RNA, 4477 nt
Organism: Linepithema humile (Argentine ant)
Lineage: Eukaryota; Metazoa; Arthropoda; Insecta; Hymenoptera; Formicidae
Gene: dsf
Product: dissatisfaction
Biological process (GO): anatomical structure development; cell differentiation; regulation of transcription by RNA polymerase II
Molecular function (GO): nuclear receptor activity; RNA polymerase II cis-regulatory region sequence-specific DNA binding; zinc ion binding
Source: RefSeq, a predicted model, not a curated record
ACAUAAGGCCGACAAAAUGGCCUAAUCGAUAUUGACAUAAUGCGCUGCACCGAAAUAAGACCCGCGCCAUAAUCGCAUCUUUGGAAAAAGCAGGAACGCCGCCGCUGGCGUGUCGCUGGUAAAUAGCGUUGGCUGCUGCCGGAAGGCAGAUGUUAACGUCGUCGUCAGCCACCCUAAUCCCGUAUUGUCGAUUGGUCGGCGACGACGCGUCCGGUGACCCGGCGUCGAAUCAACGUCGCCGGUAUGCCUGGCGCCGCCCAGCACCCUUAUGCGCCUUUCACCCCUACGCCGUGGGUGGAGUCGACCAAUGACACAGUGGUAACGGCCGUCUGACAACGUGGCAUCCGGGAGCCGCCCCCGUAGUUGCCGAUGGCUAACUAGCGCUACCCUCGCUAUAGUCGAGUCAGCCACUCGGCCAGCAAGUCCCCGGGCCGAGUCUAGUCGCUAGCUCGCUGGAAUUCCCCACCCUAUUCUCCUCCGCCCUCGCCAACCCCGAGUUUCCCUCUCCGUUCCGCGACGUGUAGGCCAACGUGCCAACUACGGCGGCGGCGGCGGCGGUGGCGGAGGUGAAGAAGAGGUGUUACGCCGUGGAUUCGCGUGACGUAACCCCGGUAUACGCCAUCGCCGUGGCCUCGUCGCCGCGACUCGCGGUCGUUUAGGGAUUGGCGUCGGUGUGUUGGUUCGCGCUCGGCAACCAACCACCCCCGUCCACCUACCUGCCUAUCCUACCCUUUCCCGCAGCCUCCCUCUCGGAUACGGCGCUCCGCCAACCCCCUCGCGGACCCACCGCCGGACCAUGUCGACCGUAUCGGGGAACGACCCAUGAUUCUCCGUGAUGUGGCUACGGACAGGAGAGAUAGCUGCUUCGGCAGCCAGUCGGGCAACAACCCCUAUAUGCGCAUACACGGACGAAUAGACGCACACGUACACACAUACACACAGACGCAAUGUACACAUAGACACGGCGGCGAGUACGCGAGUACGCCCUUCCCAAUGAGGGGAGAGAGAGAGAGAGAUAGAGAUAGAUAUAGAUAGAUAGAGAGAGAAAGAGAAAGAGAGAGAGAUGAGUAGGUACGCCGAGGCUCGAAGCCACCCCGUCACGGAGAAUGCUUCGGGACUUCGCGCGACCUCCUCGGCGCCGCGUCGGGACCACGAGCUCGGCUGUACGUCGUUCACUGGCGAUGUUCGACUUUUGAGCAGCUGCGGAGGAGAUGGGCACAGGAGACAGAUUGCUUGACAUACUGUGUGAUGUAUGCGGUGACCGUAGUUCCGGAAAACACUACGGCAUCUACAGUUGCGACGGUUGUUCGGGAUUUUUCAAACGUAGCAUACACAGUAAUCGGGAGUACAUCUGCAAGGCACAAGGUGCGAAGAAAGGACGCUGCCCGAUUGACAAAACUCACAGGAAUCAAUGCCGUGCUUGUCGUCUCGCUAAGUGCUUUGAAGCUAACAUGAACAAGGACGCAGUACAACAUGAGCGCGGACCGAGGAAACCGAAACCACAUGCGAUUAUCUCGGAGAAGCAACAUCAGCAACAAUCACCGAUUGUUACGCAGCUAUCCCCCCAUUCUGCGACCCCAAUGCAUAAUGAUCGAUUAAGACCAGCACUCGCUCCUCCCUACGUCUUGUCACCGCACAGAAGGUUAAGAUGCGACCAAAGAUUCACGCCUUACCCACGACCGAUGGCGCUGGUACAGAAACCGCCGGAGGAAUCACCAUCCCCAGUGCCGCUGGUUCUACCGCACCCUCGCACGACCACGACCCUCUAUCAGGCGGCCACGACCGUCUCCCUAGCGCCGCAGCCUCCCCUCCUGCAGAUAUUAAUGUCCGCCGAGGAAUGUCAGGAAUUGGUUUGGAACGCGCGAUUGCAACCCACGUCGGAAUAUCCCAUGGAGCAGAUGGAGACGGAAACGAGUCAGAGUCCGACAGGCACCGUGCAGAGUUUCAGUCCGACCUGGGAGAUGCUGCAGCAUCCACCGUUUAUUACGCGGAUGUUGAUAACGCAGGAAACAACGGCCCGCCUGUUGUUCAUGGCUGUCAGAUGGGUGCGAUGUCUACCACCUUUCCAAACGAUAUCAAAGGACGACCAGCUGUUACUGUUGGAACGAUCCUGGACGCAACUGUUUCUUCUGCAUUUGGCGCAGUGGUCCAUUUCCUGGGACAUCACUGCGCUCCUCGAGGACGAGCAAGUGCGCGGUAGACUUCCCUCGGAUGACAAUCCGACGAAUCAAGAGCUCGUUCUUAUUCAGGCUAUAAUAUGUCGAUUUAGACAACUAUCCCCCGAUUUCGGCGAGUGCGGCUGCAUGAAGGCGGUGGCUUUGUUUACGCCAGAGACAGUGGGUCUACACGCGGUCCAGCCUAUUGAGAUACUGCAGGAUCAGGCGCAGCGUAUUUUAGUGGAUUACACGAGAUCGCGGUAUCCGCAGCAACCGGGCAGAAUUGGCAGGCUGAUGAUUCUGGUCGGAUACUUAAGGUGCGUCUCCUCCAAGACCGUUGAGCGUUUGUUCUUUCACGAAACUAUCGGGGAAAUACCGAUCUCGCGCCUGCUAGUCGAUAUGUACCAGAUGGAGAAAUACAUCAAUUGAAACGCGUCUUCGCACACACCGUAUUAUACAUGCCAUAAAUAUGUCAGGACCACCAAAGCUCGCAGCUUUCCAAAACUCUUCGGACUCUUUCACGUGUAGUAACGGCAGAAUAGAAUAAGAAAAGUUUUCGAAAUCUGUAGUGACCCAUAAGUUUUGUUUUUAGCCGGUUCGCCCUCGCGAUGUAGUAUAGCGUUGAUAUAGAAAAAUGGGAAAUGAUUACUUUAUUAUUUUAACAAAUCUAUCACGAAAUAAGAUUUCGACACCGCCACUGUUAAAGCAUUAAUCACAUUCCUGUUGAUUAUUUUUAUAGGAAAUUAGGUAUAAAGUGUUAGGUUUUUUCGUUUGUAGAAUUGUUUUUUAUGAAUUUUUUUCCUAUUCUUAAUAACAAUUAUAAGAUAGAUAAUAUAUAAUAUUUAUAAAUAUAUUCAGUAAAUCAGAAAAGAAGCUAAUGUGUCUCUUGCGAUGUUGAGCCCUUUAUUUGCAAAAGAUUUAUAUGUAUAUUACUUAUUAUUUAUAAUUUUUUUUAAUAAAAAUGAGCGGCGAACUAAGGUUGGCACAUCAAGCAUAAUUACUUGAAGCUAGUUAUUUGAUAUAUCCUCUUGGCAAUUACGCGAACCUUAGAAAGAGAUGGAUAAUCGAAUUACAUACACUUUUCGUUACAUAUCCCAGUGUUUUAUUUAUAUCGAUGUAGAUCGCAGAAAUCUUAUUGUUAGUGAUAAAAAGAUAUUUACUUUCCACCAGUAUAAUGUAAGAUAUAAAACCAUGAUAAAAAAUCUAUCUAUUAUUAAUCUUUUGACAAAUAUUGUUUAUACGUUUGUCUUUAUAUUCUUAUGUACUCCACAGAAAAUAAGGAACACUUUUCAGACGCUCAAACGCUUGGUUUUAAACCCUUUCAUGAAAAAUAGCGUUUACCAUCGGCAUUAGCGUAAAAAAUACGCCUUUUAAGCUUCAAAGUCGUGUAACUCGAUCAAAAAAAUUCUAAGAAAAUUUGAAAAAACGUAUUUUGUAGUUUUUGACACUUGUUAUAAAUUUUGCGAGAAGAAUUUUUUUAACGCGCUGCAGGGUUUUGAAUAGGUUGAGUACGUAAUUUUAAGAACAAAACAAUAUGUUCCUUUUUUAAGCUUAGAAAUGUAAAGAUAAAGUAUUUUAAAAAAACAGUAAAGCAUGUAAAGAUAGAAACUUCAAGCUUUAAAAUGCUUUUUUAAUUUUUUGCCUGCGAUAAUUCGUUACUGAGUUUUAAUCAUUUAAAAAAUGCUCGAUUUUGAGCGUCUGAAAAGUGUUUUCUAUUUUUAUGAAGUAGUAAAAUGAUAAUAAUUUAGUGUUCUAAAUCUAAAUUUUAUUUGUCGUAGAAAUUACUUUUUUUAGUUAUAUGUUUCUAACCAGUAUCUGAAAUAAUUAACGGAGUACAAUCGAUUGUAGAACCGUUUCAAAGAAAAGUGUGUUUGGGAAUGACGAAGAAAUAAUCGAUAAUCUAUAAUGUACCACACAUAUCACUGUGAUUCCCGCUGUGUAUCAAAUCGAUUUGUUAAAUAAUAAUUAUGCGUGGAAUGAACAUCGUAUAUGUUAUGUAUAUAACAGUGCAAAAAAAAUAUUUGGUAAGCUAUUCGGUAAAAAGAAUGUAAGCGAUGGAAGUAUCGCGAUACAACUAUUGUAACGUUGUAAAAACGCAGUGCGGUAUAUAAUAAUGGUGCUUUGAUUUUUUUUUAAUAUCUAUUGCUGCUAACAAAAGAUGAUAUUUAUUUAUAAAAGUCUACUUGAGUGCAGUGCGUUCUUAUCGCUGAAUAAAAUGAGGGAAAAAGAUAUAUCAUAAAGCGAAGCUUACGGUGAAGUUGUACUCCAUUACGUGCUUGUUAUAUUCUCAUAUUUUUUGUUAAUAAAAUUAUUAAAUUUGU